Falco peregrinus (peregrine falcon) is the source of this 8872-nucleotide messenger RNA. It is a transcript of the gene TASOR2, whose product is annotated as transcription activation suppressor family member 2. NCBI's taxonomy places the organism in Eukaryota, Metazoa, Chordata, Aves, Falconiformes, Falconidae. The record is from RefSeq and is a predicted model, not a curated record. Bases 495 to 8459 code for a protein of 2654 amino acids. Gene Ontology annotation, cellular component: nucleoplasm. Gene Ontology annotation, biological process: negative regulation of gene expression, epigenetic. The transcript is spliced from 24 exons.
AAGCAGUGGCGAGGUCCGAACCAAGGGGCCGGGGGAAAGACCGAGGCGAGGGAAGGUGCCCGGGCCAGGAGGUGAUCGGUGAGGGGCCGGUGGCGGCCAGGGCCGGUGCCGGCGCGGCGGUGACCCGCGGGAAGAGGAAGGCCGCGGGCGCGGCCGCCCUCUCUUUCCGGUUCAGUUUUCACUUUCUGUUUUUUUCCCGGCUGCCGCCGCCCGCCCCCGGCGCGGCCCGGCCUGGCCCUGCCUCCCCGCCCCGCCGUCCCUCCGCGGCGCACUUUCACUUCCUGGGGCCGGCGGAUGGCGGGGGCCCGCGGCGCGCCCGCCUCGUGUGCCGCCCCGCGCCGCCUGAGCCCGCCGGCCCGCCCGGCCCGGUAGCGCCGCGCCCUCCCGGGGCCCCGCCGGGAGCGAAGCCGCGCCGAGGGCCGGGCGGGCCGGCAUGCGGGCGGUGUGAAGGCCGGAGCGGCGGGGAGAGGCGAGGUGCGGUGCGAGUCCUGGGCAUGGGCGAGCGGCGGGAUGAGGAGGCCGGCGAGCCGGGCACGGGUUUCCAUCUGAAGUCGGAAGAGUCAAGUUCCCUUUUGCAGACAGCAGUUUCAGUGCUGCAGAGCUCCUACUUGGACUCUACAUCUCAGGAUGGCUUUCAGUACAGCCAAGCAAUUCUGGUGGAAAAUGAUGUUUUCCGGAGUGAGCUGAAAGCUUUUGCCCAAGCAAAGGAAGCCGCUGGGUACAGCCAGGAGGAGCUGGAGGAGACCUUUGCAUUUCUCCUGUUUGAUAAUGAAGAAGAGGCAAAAGAGGUGUGUCAGACAGGCCUCCGUGUAAACAGCAGUUCUAUUUCCACGCUUGGUGACCCAGCAAAAGGAGUUUAUAUUUCCAAGUAUGCAGACUGUCUUCAUCCCAGACCGUGGUAUCAUGGAAAAUCAGGCUAUAUUGUCAUUUGUAAGCUGAUUAAGGGGAAGGUCAAGGUGAUUUCUGAGAAUUACACAACCAGCUAUACCUGCCCAUCUCCUGGCUAUGACUGCCAUGUCGCCUUGAGCAGAAACAACACACCAUCAAAGACCAGCCACUGCCAAGCCUUUGAGCAGAGCCAGUAUUAUGUGUAUGAAGUGUCCGAUGGCAGCACUGCCGAGCGGCCAAGGCAGAUCUGCCCAUACAUAGUCAUCGCCUGCCGGUACAGGGAGCUGAAGGAAAUGCCUGUCUUAGCUAUAGAGAGCCUACCUGAACUUAAUCACAAAGUGUUGUACUGCCCAUGGAGGGGGGAGCUCUCCAUCCGGGGCCAGCUUUUGUGCAACAUCGCCCUAAGGACCCCAUACAGCUCCACGAUUCCAGCCCAGCUGCCUCCCAACCUGGACAUUACCCAUGUCAUGGGUUUGUCCGACUUGAAGAAAAAGCUACCAGAAGCUGCAUUUGGGAAAAGAAAUUACAUUGAGAAUGAAGUUUGCUUUCAGGGUGUUUACUUCAGUCUGUAUGAAGUAGAAAUAUCGAAUAAGGAUCAAUAUAAAAUGGAUCAGUUGUUAGAAAAUCUAAAAGAAAAGGACUUGGCAAUCAUCAAAUAUUUACAAGAUCAAGGAGUCCUUUUCCUCCUUGCCUCUUCCGCCUUGGCAUCAGAUGAUGAGUUUGACCCCGAGGAACCAGUCAGUCUCCUGGCCCUGUUUCUGUUCACCUCAUCCCGGUCGGUGUGCCUGGGAGUUGAAAAGCACGAUCCGGAAGAUGAAAGGGAAGACAGUGAUGAUAGUGACUUCUCAUUAAAAAUAGCUUCAGUUUUGCCUGGGCUUCGCUAUGCCUUACAGAAAACCACCAUUUCUUCAUGGGGGGACUCAGUCAGUACCAGCAUACGUAUCAAACAGCAUUUACAGGAAUAUGCAAAGCUCGAUCAAAAUACACAGCCCACUGCUGGCCGAAACAGCAAAGUUCCUCUUUCUUCUCUCCUCUCACCAACUGAGGAUGAAUGUACUAAUCCCUUCAAAAAACAUUCAGAGCAGUCCUUCUCCCAGCUGCAGCAUUAUCUCUCUGAUCCCAGCAGCUAUACUCUGGAAAUGUCAGCUGCCUUAGAGUGUUUGACGGGUGCUGUUCAGUCUCUUUGCUCCAAUUCAGAGGCUGAUUGUAAAGUGGACUUCUCUUCAGCUGUGGCACUGGACCCUAUUCCUCCCAACACAGCAGCAGAAAUAAAAAGUGAAAACCCAAAGCCCGCAGUGGGGCUGGACCAGAGUGGUGAAGCGCCCGUAAAAGAUGUCAACUCAGCAAGCAAGCUAUGGGUUCAGCAGAGCAGGAGGAAAUCCAACCGAGCUGUUGUCACCAGCACCAGGAAGAAGUGGUCUCCCCUCAAGAUGCAAAUGCAUCCUAUCGGGGACAGUGGCAGGAACAGGAAGGCAACCAAGAAGAAAAAAAUCAAUAUUGCUUUCUCUUUUCCUAAAAAGCCAGGGUUUGUGGCCAGUUCCAAUGAGCCCAUGCUUAAAUUAGCUAAUUUGCAGUUUCCACACAGAAGGAAAAGAGGUGCAGAGGUCCUGUCUGCAGAAUUUGUGCACAAAACACAGUCUGAACCUGUUCAGAAGGAAACCUCAGUUCCUGACGAUCCUGGCUUGGAAACAAAGAGGCCAAAGACACUGAAGAACCCAGAGAGGAAAAAGGUUCCUAUUGCUGAAACCAUCAUGAAGCCAAUGAAAAGUAAGAUUCUAAAAAGUGUGGCUAACAACCCAUCGAAACCUCAAGCCAAAAAGCAAGCAGAAAGUGAGUUGAAGCAGCCUUUCUCUGUCGUCCCAAGCGCAGUGUCUUCCCAAUGCCACGGACCAGAUAGCCAAAUGAGUGAGACUUGCCCAGGCGGGGUUGAUCUCGUUUUUGAUCUGAAGGGGAAUGACUACGAGUCCCAUGCCUUGAACUUGCUGGCUGAUCUGGCUCUGGGUUCUUGUAUCCCUUCAUUUAUCCCCAGGGACAGUGGGAUGAUUGCUGUGUCCUGCAGCCCCACCAGACAUUCUGCAAAAGAGCAGCAGAGUCAUCGCAAGCACAAAUCCUUGCGUGUUGCUUCCGACCAUGAAUACCACAGGGUAGACAAGCUUGCAAAGGGAGCCACCUCUCCUAGCAAAGCAUCACUGAACCAGAAGCUUCCUCCUGCUGAAAAAGUAGACUUAAAUGAUUUGGCCUCUAUUCCCAGGGAGAAAAGCCCUGGGAUUUUCAGCAAGAACAACAAUACAAGCCCCAGCCCCACAAAACCUGAUGUGUUGCCUCCCAGAGACACUCAAGAAGCUGCUGACGUAAACAAGCACUCCUUCAUCUCUGCUGAGCACUCGUACGCCUCGCAGAUGCCUGAGCAUUCAAAGAAACACAUGUAUCCCAGAGGUGCCCCCUACCCUGGACCAGCACCCUCUAGAAACGGUACCAGGAACACCCGAGCUGGUCCCCUGGUUGGGAAAGUCCUGCCUUUCUGCCACCAGCAGAACAGCAGCCACCCGCAGCGGCCCUUUGAGGCCGUGGCGAUGAGGCGCAGGAGCAGCCUGCUGUCCCCCAGGCUGAAGGAGGACUUCGCUAAGUCCCACACAGUGAACAUCUGUGGUGAGUCUGUGAAGGUGAUGUGCCAUUGGGAGGCAGAGUAUCUCUUCAAUUUGGACAGCAGGUACACCAACGAUGCCCUGGAGAAAACAGUCAUCCGUGCCCUGCAUGGGCCCUGGGACCCUGAUCUGCCCGAUGAUGUGGAAGAGAUGAAGCUGAUACUUCAUAUGUGGGUGGCUCUCUUCUACAGCAAACCCAGCAAAUUCCUGAGCGGCACGAGGAAGGUAGUGGAGCACAGCAACCCUGAGAAGUAUGUCUCAAUAAAUAGCACUGGGGACUUUCUUGAGCUGAGUGAUGAUGGUGAAGACUGUUUUGGGUUGGAGACAUGCCCUGCAGACUCUCGGUCAGACCCUGACCAGACUCCCAGCAGCUCUGUGGAUCGCAGCACACAUUACCAGGGACCGUUCCACCCAGAGGAGAGCCCUGCAGACUCUCAGACUGAUGCUGAUGAGACUCCCGGUGUUGUUGAUAGUACAGUAUCAUCUUCUUCAGGGGAGCUGCCCUGUGGGGAGGAGGAGCCUUCCUCCACAAGCUGUUCUGAGCACCUUUCCCUUGCUGAACAUGCUGAUGAGAGCCUGGCUGUGAACGGCAGGCAGCCAGCGGCUGCUUCCGAAGAGCAUAUGCAUGAUGUCUCCACCAUCGCUGCGGUGGAGCAGCCCAAGGAGGAACUGCCAGAUGUAGUGAUAGCCCCCAGCCCUUCCGAUGAGCUUGGCAAUGCCAGCGAGCCCCCAGCUGCACUGGACAAGGAAAACCCUUGCAGCCAAGCUCUGAAUUCCUGUACAGCUCCCUGGAGAGUUGCCCCGUGUGUGCGACAUGGACAUGGACAGCAACAGGAGAGUGGGUGGGCAGCAGGGUCAGGUGGUGACCUCAGCCCUUCUGAGGACAGAGAGAGCAUGGGAGGUGCUGAGCAUUGUACAGAGGUUGAGGACUCCAGCUGGGCCACCAGUGACAGACCGCAACGUACCUGUGAUUCAGUGCCCUUAGAAGCAAGUCCCGAAAGUGCAAACCUUGAUGGAACCAGUGGGGAAGAGAGGAAAUCACAAGACCCCUUCGGACAUUCAGAAAUAGAGGAGGAAGAGAUGGAGGAGGAAAAAAAAGAGAAAGAUGACCCUCAAUAUGAAAGAGCAGUCCUGGGGCCUUUUGAUUUGUCAUUUUCUGAAAAUGGUGAUGCUGACAUGGAGCACGAACACAGUGAAGAGAAGCCAGUGAAUUUGACAUGUCCAAAGGACUUUGGUGUUCCUGGAGAGGGCCCUGUGCCCAGCCCCACCACCUUAGUGUCCCCCUGCCCAGGCAGAUCAACACCAGUACUAUCAGAUGGAACUGGGACUGGCCCUCAAGGCCUUUCUGUUGAGGUGGCACCAAGCUUGGACAUGUUGCAAGAACCCUGGGAGGCUCUGGACACCCCAGAUGCAGAAACGAACAGUGUUGGUUUGGCACACCCAGCCAGUCCAGCCGAUGUGGGGUCACCCUGUGACAGCAGGUUGAUGCUGCCGUUACCAUCUGAUCCGAGCCUUGUCUGUGGGGCACAGCCAGACAGCAUUACAGGCAACUUGGGACCUGCUGGAGAGGCUCUGAGGGUUGGCUUGGAGCAGAAAGACAAGGAUUGUGCGCCCUCUGCAGAAAGGUGGGCACUUGCUGGGAGCAAAGCUGCCAGCACAGCUGGCCUCGAGUCACCGUGCAGCCAGGGAUUGUCACUAACUUUGUCUCCUGACUCCAGUUCUGUCUGCCUGACAUCUCUUGAUGGAGCAACAGAUCCUGAGGCUGCCCCAGAGGACCAGGAGGCCAUGGCAAGCAUCCAGUCUCCAUCACAGAGCAAUCUGGGAGGGAGCAGGUGCCCUUCCCAAAGGUGUGGAUGUGACAUUUAUGCUGACCUCACUUCGCUGAGCACUGGUGAAUCAAACCAAGAAGAGAACAACAUUUCGGUGGAAAACCAGCUUAGUGGCCCUUCUGCCAACUGCACAGAUGUGCUGGAUGAGUCCUUGGGAGCAGGUGAUGGCCAGGGCUUUGUUUUCAACUGUACAGCCUUAGUAGGUGACUCUGAAGCUGGGGAGAGUGACGAUGAUGUGUGCCUUGGUGCAGAGAAGUCCCCUGGGAGUGACAAAAUGAACAUGGUGAUGGUGGCUAACACACUGCAGGAGCCAGAGACCUCUCUUCAUCACCUCCUGGAAUUAGAGCCUUCCUCCUUGGUGACAGAAGGGAUGUCUGUCAGGAAGGAUCACCCCAGCUGGCAGCAGAGCUCCCCAGACAGCCGGCUCCCACCUGCCCAUGCAGGCUCAGGUCCUCCUUCUCCCUGCCAGCAGGACCCUCUCCCCCAUGGCGGAGACACAGACACCCCCCCCAGUUUGUUAGAGCAAAGUGAGGGGGGGGCAGUCCUGUGCCAGCACAGAAAGUCCUGCAAGCAAGUAGAUGCUGCAGAGGUGAUCGUGGCUGCUGAGAGCCCAGACAGCUCCUUAAAGCCCCGAUGUGCAGAAGAGGUGAAAAGAGACAUGGGUCUGUGCUAUGCAGAACUAGCGGGGAGCUCCUCUGCGGAUGUACUUGUGUCAGAUGACCCGGAAUCAAUGCCUCCAUCUCCUCUGCAUGGUCACAAGGCAGAUCUGCACGGUGCUGAGCCAGACUCAGUCCUUGAUGUGCACUCCAAGAUGCUCUCUCCUGGCACAAGUCCGGCUCCAGAUGGUGCCGCAUGGUUCUGCUGCGUGGACACCUGCCCUAGGUGUGCCAGCCCUGGGGGCCAUGCAGCAGAUGUAGUAGGGAGCCACGAGAAGGAACCCAUCCUGCCUGAGGAUUUGGGAGGAGGAAGCAGCAUUACUCUUGCCAGUCCUGCAUCUUUUUCAGCAGGGGAGUCGCUCAUGCCGCUGUGUGAGCCUCAGUCUGUGUGCAACCAGGGUGAGCAUGAGGCUGAGAGAUCCGACACAUUUGCUGAUCUGCACCAUGCCAACAUGGAAGUGGGAGGAGAAAUCCCCACUCCUUCCUUGCCGGUGUUGCCAUUACAUGCACACAGGUGUCUCUCUGGAGAAAGCCUUAGUGAUGCUGAGGAUAUUUCAGACGUGCUGCCAAGGGCAAAGCAGCUCCCCAGCAAAGACAGACACACGGGCUUGACCUUUGAAGAUCUGUUUGAGACUUCCUCCAGUGACUCAGACCAGGAGUACUCUGGGGGGACUUCACAGUCCCUUCUUACAGCCAGGGGUUCCUACGGCACGAGAUCUGUGGAUGCUGCAGGCACAAGGACUAACUGCGACUCCUCCUCCACGAGCUCGGUGCGCACAGAGGGGCACAGCGGGGACUGGGGCUCGCUGGGUGUGGAGGGGGCCUGCUCACAGGCUGAGCGCAGCUGGCCGAUUAGCCGGGGGGAAACCAGCAGCGGGCACGUUCCACUGUAUGUCAAUAUUAGGGACAGCCAGGGGAUUGUCAAGGACUACCAGAACUUUGUGGUCACCAAAAAGUGCCAGGAGAGGAUGGGAAAUUUGCAGCCGUCGAGGCGCAGCCACUGUGCGGGGCAGUCUCAUUUGUUAGGGUCACUGAUGGACACUUGGAGAGGUUUUGAGGAAAUUACCCAGCACACUUUGGACAUGGAGUGUCUCCGUUUCCAUUAUAAGCUAAAACAAAUCCUAAGGAGUGGGAAACCACCCUUUUCUACCUCCAAAAGCAUCUUUCCAAAAGACUUUUCUCCCCGGGUGAUGUCUGAGACAUUGCCUGUGCAAGAAGCUCCCGUCUCGCUCUCCCCGCGGAGCAGGAGCCCUUUGCAGGUGACUGUCCUGCCCUCGGACACAUGGCCGAGCGGGCUCGGUCAGCACCGGCGAAGUGGCUGGCAUGGGGACCCAUGUACCCCGUGGCAGGAUACCUUCUGCAAUGAGAGGAGCAGGGCGAGAUCCCAAACCAUGAGCCAGGGCCAUGCGGCUCUUUCCCACCUUAGCAAGCUCAAAUAUGCUAAUAAGCUAAAGGACUCGGAGGGGGAAAUCGCCGUCAUCCUUGACAAGUACGCCGAGUUCAACAAGGUGAUGCUGAGCAGGGCUGAUGCAGGAAGCAAGGGCAGAGGGCCGGUCCCGGUGCACAUGGAGGCUGCGGGUGACUGGACCUGCACAUCCCUCCCCGGGAGGAUGGCUGCCUUCAAGGAGAUGAUCGCAGACCUGUGCAGCGCGCUGCGUUUCCACCUGCGCAGCGUGGCCAAGGAGGCCUGCAGCCACACCAGCAUGUUCUACUUGGUGGAGACGGGCAAGGACCCUUUCUUCGCAAGAGUGAAGACCUUGUUGAAGAAACACGGCCGCGUGGAGAUUGAACCUCUGAGUUUCUGCGAAGCGAAACGCCUGGACGCUGACAUGCUGCUCAUUGUCAUCAGGAAUGAGGACAUUUCCUCACACAUCCACAAUGUCCCAUGUUUGCUGAAGCUAAAGCACUGUCCAAAUGUGGUGUUUGCUGGAGUGGACAGCCCCGAAGAUAUAACAGGUCACACAUACCAGGAGCUGUUUCAUACUGGUGGCUUCAUGGUGUCAGACGACGAGAUGUUGGAAAUGGUAACACUGGCCCAGCUGAAGGAGAUGAUGAAGGUGCUAGAGAAGCUGAACAGAAGCGGGAGGUGGAAGUGGCUCCUUCACUACAAGGAGAGCAAGAAGCUCAGAGAUGUCAGCAGGGUGGAUGCUGAUGCCCACAAGAAGCACUUGAUCCUCAAAUCGUGCCAAGGAGCUGAGCUCAUCGAGGUGCUGCACUACCAUGCCUGUGACUCCAGGUCAUCCCCCAAAGCCGAGUACAUCAAGUGCUUGUUGAACCUGCAAGUUCAGCGCGUCAGCGCCAGGUUCGCUGUGUAUCUCACAGAAGAGCCCAGCGUCAGCAGGGAGGUCCUUGAAAGCAAAGGAAUCCUUGUGACCAACAUCAACACUUUCCUUGGGACAAUGCAGGAAGCAGCUGCCCCGUUUAGAAGAAGCUACUGGUGAGGAAGCAGAGCUGUGGCACGGCUCCUCCCCAGGCCCUGCGGUCCCAGUUUGGGCAUCCUGGUCCUCUGCAGGAUGGCCCCGGCAUCCUGGUGGGUUUUGGGUGCUGCAUGCAGGGGCUGUGCACAGAGAGGGGUGGCAGGGGAAGGUUGGCUCUAGUUCUGUAUAUAGAAAUUAUUUAAAGAUGGCUAAUGCAAAUCCUCCCAGGGAUUUAAGCCCUGUCAUUGAGUUGCAUAUAGGACAAAGGUUAUUUUAACAUUACACAGUUCUAAAUUAUUGGAGUGUUUUCAAGUGAUUAGUGCAGCUGACAUUGGAAGAAAUAGAAAAAUAAAUUAAAAGAAAAAAGAAAAAAAAAGCUGUUUACUUGAAGGUUAGGAGCAAUAAGAGUCCUUGAUAAUAAAUGCAUUUUCCACAUG